AUGAGCCGACGAGAAGUGGAAGUGAUAAAAUACGGCCAACUUCAGAAGAAACUGAUUCGAACGAAAGGGACGCUAAGGAGGAAAAAGGUAGCUUACUAUGAAGAUUCACUAUGGGUGGCUCUAUGCGUACAUGAUCACAAAAUCCCGUUAAUCGAAUGGUAUCGAACAGAGGAAAGUCUCAAGGAGCACAAUCCGAUCAAGGUGAUUGAUCUCCUCUACACGAACUACGUGACAAUCACUGUUCAAGACCAUAACUGUUUUGUGAUUGGUUUCAAAGGAAACCAAGAAACGCUGGAAUUGGCGGCUAUCACCAGCCGCGAGCGCUCGGAGUGGGUGACCGCUGUCAACGAUUGUCUCAUCCGAUUGGGAGUUCUUCAAAACGAAUCCAACGUCUACGGGGAUUGUGUCCCGCAAAGAUCCGCUGAACCGCUAAACCUCCUCGAUUCCCCAUUGGCUUCCUCACAAACAACUUCUCCCAUUCGAUCUCCUUACUUCAAUUACCCGAAUCUCAGUCUUGACGAGCCGAUUCCGCUCAGUGACGAGGGAAUCUCAAUCGAGAACGAGAAUCGGCACUCGUACGGGCGACUCUCGAACGGCGAAACGGUGCCACCAAUGAACAGUCGACGCCAUUCUUCGGUCGAUCAUUCGCCGGCUCGAGUCGGCACUUCUAAUUCCAAUGGUUCAGUUGAACACUCAACUCCUACACCGAAACCGAGAAAAAGUAUCACAUCAAAUGGUAGUAUAACUCCGACAGUUCAAAUCCGACCACCUCUGCCGCCUAGACAAUCGGAUUCGAACGAGUUCCCAAAUCAAAAUCGAUUUACGACGAGUAGUGAUGAAGGAAUUUAUGAUCUACCACGAUCAGCAGCGGCUCUCUCCCUUUAUGACUCAUUGUCUCCACUCGGCUCACCAGUUGUGAACUCGGCUCUCAUUUCAGCAAUGAGUACAACGAGUUUAGCAAGUAGCAGCACUGAUUCGCGGGCCUCGUCCGAGCUUCGACACGAAAGACAACAUGAUUUUCGAAGAGCCUCUCUCAUCCCACCACACCCAAAUAUGGACUAUUUGGAUGAUCCAUACUCUCAAUACACCAGUAUCCGGCGCUCAUCUGAGCAUAUCGAGGCUCGCGGGAUGAGUCAGCCGCUGCGAUCUGUUUCUGUCUCUCUCACAAUGCUCAUCGAAAGUGUCCUUUUUGUGGAGAUUGGGAAUAGAGUUUGGGUCGGUGGUUGGACUCAAAAUCUCGAUCAACAGCUCUCGUGCCUAUUCCGAGUGGGUGAUGAACUUGUUGAAGUGGAGAACACGCCAGUGCAUGGAAUCGAGAACAUACCGCAAUUAUUUUAUGAUCUUUCAACUCCUGGAAGCCCGAUCACAUUGCAAAUCCGGCCGAUCCCCAAUGCGAUCACUUGUCGCCUCGUGAAACCAUUUCAUUCAGGAAAAGAUCUGGGAAUUGUUCUGCACAAAGAAAAGAACAAAAUCUCGAACAUCAUUGAGGAUAGUGCUGCGUAUCGGAGAGGGAUUCCGAAGACGAUCACUUCAUACUUUGAGCCGAAUCUUCAAACACCGACAGUCAUCACAGAGGUCAACCAUCGCCGUCUUAACCCUCUCUCAAAAAGCUCCGAGCCUCUUCAAAGAAUAAACGCUGUUCGCGAAGGAAUGGAAUUUUCAAUCACUCUUCAACCAUACGAUUUCAUGAAAGAAAUGAAAAAACAACUCCGAAAAGUACCUCAUCACAAGCUCUAUCUUGGACAA
Molecule: messenger RNA, 1746 nt
Organism: Mesorhabditis belari
Lineage: Eukaryota; Metazoa; Nematoda; Chromadorea; Rhabditida; Rhabditidae
Source: the annotation of a GenBank genome assembly